Messenger RNA from Acanthoscelides obtectus, 489 nucleotides. The record is from the annotation of a GenBank genome assembly. Lineage: Eukaryota; Metazoa; Arthropoda; Insecta; Coleoptera; Chrysomelidae.
AUGGAAAAGAAAACUCACCGAAUAUGCGAAAUCCUAGAUAAACUAACUCUAGACGCAUUGCAUCUCAUAGAAGAGGAAGUACAAUUGAAGCUCAACCUAGAAAAUGCAAUGAUCGGGGGCGAGUCUCACCUAGCAAAAUCCAGAUACAUUAUGGGCCAGAACAACGUUUCAGCAUUACAACUACCUACCGAAGACGGCAAAGAAUUCUCCGCAUCGAUAAAGGUCGCUGAACACGACAGUGAAACCCUGCUUGAUAACCCAGAACUGCAGUUGAAGACCGUGAAAAAAUCGGAGGACGAAAGCGUACAAGAACCUUUGAGAUGGUUUGGAGUGUUGGUGCCCCAAAAUUUGUCUCAUUCUCAGAAUAUGUUCAGGCAGGCUCUGCAGUGGGCUGUACAAGCGGUCAAUGUUCAAAUUCGUUUAAAGGAGACUAUUAACAAGAUUGGGGUUCUAAAGGAGGCUAAGCAAAUGGCAAAGUUAGAAGAGUGA